This is a messenger RNA of Phaeodactylum tricornutum CCAP 1055/1, 210 nucleotides long. RefSeq lists its product with no specific name. The record is from RefSeq and is a predicted model, not a curated record. NCBI's taxonomy places the organism in Eukaryota, Bacillariophyta, Bacillariophyceae, Surirellales, Neidiaceae. Gene Ontology annotation, biological process: protein refolding. The annotation marks the transcript as partial. The transcript has a single exon. Gene Ontology annotation, cellular component: cytoplasm.
AUGGGAGGCUGUCAUUACACAACCUUAGGAGUUACCAAAAAUUCGAGCACGGAAGACAUUAAGGCGGCUUUCCGGAAGCUAUCGAAAGAAACGCAUCCGGAUGUGGCCGGUCCCAAGGCAAAUCCGGAGCGCUUUCGGCAAAUUUCUGAGGCGGCAUCGGUCCUGUCCAGUUCGAAAACGCGACAAAUCUACGAUCUCAAAAUGGAGGGG